AUGGAGGAGGAAAAAAGUAGGCAUCGCAAGUACCGCAGGGAUAAACCCUGGGACAAUGAUACAAUAGAUCACUGGAAAAUCGAACCAUUUACUUCUGAGGAGAAUGAACCUUCUUUGGUUGAGGAGAGCUCAUUUCGAAUAUUAUUUCCAAAAUACAGAGAAAAAUAUAUACAAUCGGUUUGGGGUGACGUUAAAAGAUGUUUGUCUCAAUAUCACAUAAACUGUGAGCUGGAUCUGUUGGAAGGGUCAAUGACUGUAAUAACUACAAAUAAAACCUGGGAUCCAUAUAUAAUCAUUAAAGCUAGAGAUUUGAUUAAAUUGUUGGCUAGAAGUGUCCCCUUUCCGCAGGCUAAAAGGAUACUUGAGGACGGCGUUUACUGCGAUAUUAUUAAAAUAGGAGGAUUAAUUAGGAAUAAGGAAAAGUUUAUAAAGAGAAGACAAAGGCUUGUUGGACCAGGCGGCUCAACUCUGAAAGCAUUGGAACUACUCACAGAAUGCUAUAUACUAACACAAGGCCAAACAGUAUCAGCAAUCGGCUCAAUAAAGGGUAUUAAAACCGUUCGUAAAAUCGUAGAAGACUGCAUCUACAACAUUCACCCAGUGUACUAUAUUAAGGAAUUAAUUAUUAAAAGGGAAUUAAACAAAAAUGAAAAGUUAAAAAAUGUACCUAAUCCUAUAGAAAAUUGGGAUAGAUUUUUACCUCAUUUUAAGAAGCGUUGCGUGAAGAGGAAGAAGACUAAGGUGGUUAAGAAGAAGAGUGAGAAUGCGUUACUCAUACCAAUUCAGCAACCGAGGAAGGAAGACAUUCUUCUGGAAACUGGAGAGUACUUUAUGCGCGAGGAAGAGAGGAAGAGGAAACAACAAUUUGAGCGGAGAGAGAAACAAAAGUUAAAACACCAAGAAAAAAAACUAAAAAAAUUACAAAUUUAUGAAAAAAACGGCGCAAAAGAUACAGCUGAGGAUAAAUCUACAAGUGAAACGGUAGAAAAAGCAGAGAUUGAAAAAUCGGAUAAAAAAGUGAUCAGCAAAAAACCCAGUAAGCCAGCAUCGAAAGAUUAUUUCAUAUAA
Messenger RNA from Theileria annulata, 1068 nucleotides. RefSeq names its product ribosomal RNA assembly protein, putative. Gene Ontology annotation, cellular component: nucleolus; small-subunit processome. The transcript is spliced from 7 exons. Gene Ontology annotation, molecular function: RNA binding. The record is from RefSeq and is a predicted model, not a curated record. Bases 1 to 1068 code for a protein of 355 amino acids. NCBI's taxonomy places the organism in Eukaryota, Apicomplexa, Aconoidasida, Piroplasmida, Theileriidae.